AUUUCUCCAAAAAAUGAAGAACAUUGUUGUGCUCGGCGUUGGCGUUGCCGCCGCGCCUCUCAUCCGCCAGACCAUGCGCAACGUCGUUCUCAAGGACAAGGACUACAAGAUGAUUGUCGUUGCGCCCAACACGCACUUCCACUGGCCCAUUGCCAUGCCCCGAGUCAUUGUGCCGGGCCAGCUGGCCGACGACAAGGCCAUGAUCGACCUCCGGCCCUUUUUCAACGAGUACCCCGAGGCCCAGUUUGAGUUCGUCCUCGGCACCGCCAGCGCCAUGGACCCGGCCAGCAACACCGUCACCAUCGCGCCCAGCGAGGGCGGCAGCCGCACCGUCAACUACCACACGCUCGUCGUGGCCACCGGCAGCUCGUCGCCCGACAUGCCCUGGAAGGUCAUGGGCUCGACCGAGCAGACCAAGCAGCGCCUGCACGAGCUGCAGCAGCAGAUUGAGGCCGCCAAGACCAUCGUCGUCGUCGGCGCUGGCGCAACCGGCACCGAGACGGCGGGCGAGCUGGGCUUUGAAUACGCAAAGGCCGGCAAGAAGGACGUCUAUCUCGUGUACAACGACAAGCUGCCGCUGACGCCGCCCACCAUGGACAGCGUGCGCAAGGCGGCCAAGAACGAGCUGGAGAAGCUCAAGGUCAAGCUGGUGCCCAACACGACCGUCUCUGCCGUCGAGCAGUCGGGCAACGACACCAUCUUGACCCUGACCAGCGCCGACGGCACCACCAAGACGCUCACGGCGCAGGCGUACAUCCCGUCCACCGGCCUUGUGCCCAACACGUCGUUUGUGCCGGCCAAUCUCUUGGACAACAGGGGAUACAUCAAGCAGACCAAGGCUCUCCUGGCAGAGGGCCACGACAACAUCUUUGUGCUCGGCGACGUGGGCAACCUCGAGGCCAGCAAGGCCGGCACUGCAAGCGCGCAGACGAUCCACCUCGUCAAGGCGCUGCCCAUCUACUUCAAGGGCGGCGCGAUGCCCGCGUACAGCCCCAACACGACGGAGAUUUCCGCCGUGACGCUGGGGAGAAGCCGUGCCACUGGCCAGAUGGGCUCGUUCAAGCUGUUUAGCUACCUCAUCUACUACGCCAAGGGCCGAUACCUGGGCACGGACUAUGCCCAUCUGAUUGCGGCGGGCAAGAAGUCUAUGCUGACGAAUUUUGAAAAGUGAAGAGAAUGGUGGUUGUGGAAGACGUGGGUGCUGCUAAUGAGGAUGCGUCAGGCUGUGUGGUUGCCAUUGAGAGUUGACACUCUCUGUUUUGCAUUUCCUUUAUUCUUCUUUUUCUCUUUCUCUUUCCUUUUUAAUAACAAGAUAUCCACUCUUUGUUUGUAAUUUUCUUUGUUAAAAGAUGAUAUCCAAAUUGAAAAGUUGCCUAGGUGCCUAUUAUUAGUGUUUGCCUUGAAGCGGUGGAUUUGUUGGAUGCUCAGCGCUUUCUGCUCAUGUGACAAAGCAAUAGUUUGAAAUGGCAGAUAAGAAAUAUCCAUUGACUAUAUUUU
Molecule: messenger RNA, 1497 nt
Organism: Trichoderma atroviride IMI 206040
Lineage: Eukaryota; Fungi; Ascomycota; Sordariomycetes; Hypocreales; Hypocreaceae
Cellular component (GO): cytoplasm
Molecular function (GO): flavin adenine dinucleotide binding; electron-transferring-flavoprotein dehydrogenase activity
Source: RefSeq, a predicted model, not a curated record